UAGUCUGGUUUGUCAUAACAUCCUGUGUGUAAGUGUGUUCUGGAACAGACAAAGGCAACUAGUUCAGUGGGGAAGAAAUAACGGAUCGUAAGCCGGAGCUCUCUGUCAUGGGCAAGGCGAAGGCCAACGCUGGGCCCCUGGCCCGGAGGCCUGAUAACUCUGCUUUCAAACAGCAGAGACUGCCUGCCUGGUCCCCCAUGCUCACAGCUCAAACCGUCCUGCCUUUCUUCUACGGUAUGGCCAUUGUGUGUGUGCUGCUGGGAGUGUGGCUACUUGUCACCGUGCAGAAUACACAUGAACUGAAGGUAGACUACACACACGCAGGGUCAUGUGAUAAGUGUUUUGAGAAGCGUAAAGACCGUGCCAAUGCGAACCAGAGCUGCAACUGCACUGUGGUGUUUAACAUUGAGAACACGUUCAAGGGAGAUGUGUUCUUCUAUUACGGCCUGAUCAACUUCCACCAGAACCUCCGGCAAUACAUGGACUCCAGGGAUGAUGGACAGAUGAUUGGGAGAAAUAAAAACCUCAAGAACCCGAGCUACUAUUGCGAGCCCUUCAUAAAGGAUAAGAACGGACUCCCUAUUGCCCCUUGUGGGGCUGUGGCCAACAGCAUGUUCAACGACUCCUUCACUCUGAUGUACCACUCAGCAGCAGGCAGUCGGGUGGUUCCUCUAUUCAGGAAGGGCAUCACCUGGUACACCGACAAGAACGUCAAGUUCCGCAACCCACAGGUGGAGAACAAAACCCUAACGUUAGCACAGGUGUUUGAAGGCACGGGCCAGCCUCUGUACUGGCAGAAGCCUGUGUAUGACCUGGACCCCUGGGACCGCAACAACAACGGCUUCAUCAACGAGGACCUCAUCGUGUGGAUGAGGGAGGCUGCCUUCCCCAACUUCAAGAAGCUCUACGGGGUCCUAAACCGAGCCAUAGAACCCUUCACCGAUGGGCUGCCGGCUGGAAACUACAGCGUCCUUAUCUCCUACAACUUCCCAGUGGAGUACUUCCAGGGCAGAAAGGAAGUGGUCCUGUCCACAGUCAGCUGGUUUGGGGGUCAGAACAACUUCCUGCCCGUAGCCUACCUGGUCACAGGCUGUCUCAUCCUGCUCCUCGCUGUCAUCCUCACCGCCGUCUGGUGGAAGUUUGGUAAGAACGGACGGAAUAUGAAGGAGUGAUGGAAAAGGUGAAGAAGAAGAGGAGACCUAUGGAAUUCAUAAUGCUGUAGAUAGUGAAUGUGAUUAUUAAAAUGGUCUAAAUUGAUGUAGUUCUGGAUUAGAGAUGGGGUUUGUGUUUUCAGCAUCAUGAAUGCUUGUACUUGGUUUAAUUUCCCUACAUAACCAUGUGGUGGCAGUAGUGCGGUUAGAAUGAAACGAGGUGGGUAACCAUAGGAAAUUGUUUUCAGUGAUAAUGUAUGUCAGUGGUUGAAUAUGCAUUAAAGACAUGCUCUGGAACUUUG
Messenger RNA from Oncorhynchus tshawytscha (Chinook salmon), 1453 nucleotides. It is a transcript of the gene cdc50c, whose product is annotated as transmembrane protein 30C. Gene Ontology annotation, cellular component: plasma membrane; endoplasmic reticulum; Golgi apparatus. Bases 108 to 1172 code for a protein of 354 amino acids. The record is from RefSeq and is a predicted model, not a curated record. Gene Ontology annotation, biological process: phospholipid translocation. NCBI's taxonomy places the organism in Eukaryota, Metazoa, Chordata, Actinopteri, Salmoniformes, Salmonidae. The transcript has 8 exons.